UACAAGGAUUGUCAAGGGGCUGGGGAGCGUACGUACCGAGAGAGAAACGAGUUGAUCAUCAUUGGGUUGGUUUUGUGCGUCUUGAUAUUUUGACGUGUGUUACACCUAGACACUGCAUCUCCGUUUGUUCACAAUUAACCAAGUGACCGGACACUUGGUUUCAACGAGUCUCUAAAACAUCAGAUCGACGGAAUCUCAUUAGAAAUCCUCGUGUAUUUCCCGCCGUGUGUACAGCCCAAGUUACAAUAUCCACACAAGCUGGGCGAGGUCACGGCUGUGUUGGAUAUUAUUAUUUCGCAGUUUUCACCUGUUUUCUCCAUAGUUGAAUGUAAAAAGUGGUGAUCGACAGUGACGGUUUAUUCUUGCCAUCUUUUGCUCACUUGCCUUCCAUUUGUGGAUGGUAGACACGGAUACUUGUCACAAUCCCCGAGCAACACCAACAACAGCCUCCUUGGCUGGAAUGGGGAAGCAAAUCCAGCUCUAAUGCUAAUACCAGGCACUCAAACGAGUAUACUUUCCAGCCGACGGUAACCAAGGAAACGCCAACGUCAUGCCUCAGUACACAUUGGGAGCCGAUCCGACGGGAACGUACGGACAUACGACGUAUUCCAGCAGCAAUGGCGUACUGGCCGGUCACGUGGAUGCACCGACAUCGUCUCCCGGCAUUCCAGCUAACGCAACUUUAGUCUCACGCACUAAACAGCAGCUCACCACCCAGCAAGUAACGACGGUGACGCAGCUAGUCCGCGAAGUGCAGCACAUUGGCCCAGACGGCCAACCAGUUCUGGUCGAUCCUUACAAUCCAUACGGCGAAUAUACGGGCCAGCCACACUCUACGGGCACUUACGGACGUAACGGAUCAUCGUCUUCAUCCAUUGGCGUUGCCGGCAUUCCAGUUGCCGGGCAGCCACAACGUUUUGCUAACUACGAACACAUCGCCGAGGGAGCCGAUUACCGCACACACAGUCCGGCCGGCUACGGACGGACGGCCAACUACGCCGAUUACGAACCAUAUCCCCAUUUAGCCGGCCCUCGUGGAGGUGGUAGCGUAGUUGUCGGUCCACCACCUGACUACGCUUACCAGACGGCACAGCCGCCUGGACUUUAUCGUGACUAUCCUGACAUGGAUCCAGGCAAUGCGGGCGCACUGGCCAGUGGUGUACCUAUUUACGGCGAUCGGCCACCCACGCCACCAUCUCCCAGCGAGCAGUCUGAAUCGCCAUUGCCACAUCAUUCACGAGAUUAUUCCAGACAAGGCUUACCUUAUCCGCCGUCAGGAUACGCAGAAAUGGACAACGCUGUUCCACCAGAUCGUUACGCAGCUCAUUCACCCUACGGUCGAGCCGCUUACGCCAAUGUCAACGGUUUGGAUCCGGGCUCAGCUGCCGGCCCCGGCACGGGAUCCGGUUACCGUUUACAUCAAGACGAUCAGGACGAUCAACAAAUGCAAUAUCAACAACAACAAGACUUUGGCAUGAGUUCGGCUGGUCAUAGUCCGACGAGGAGGCUGGCUCCUCCUCCGCCAUCCCGAUCGAGUGGUGUUGAGGGUACCUAUCAACCUCGCCCACCGCCACCCGUUCCGGCAGAAGCCAUGGCCAGUCUCAAUAUCGGGCUCGAUAAAAGUGGUGUGAGAUGGCGUGAUCCGGACUUGCAUGAAGUGAUUGCCUUCCUCAACAAUCCUAAUGCCGUGGUGAAGGCCAAUGCAGCUGCAUAUUUACAACAUCUCUGCUACAACAGCGAUCCUGUCAAGCAACAGACUAGGCUCCUGGGUGGAAUUCCUCUACUCGUCGGCCUCAUCUCCUCCGAACAACCCGACGUCCACCGUAACGCUUGCGGGGCGCUCAGAAACUUGUCUUACGGGCGGCAAAAUGACGAGAAUAAGAGGGCAUUGCAUAAAGCCGGCGGAAUUCCCGCUUUGGUGCGGUUGCUAACACGAAGACCCGAUUCCGACGUCCAAGAACUUGUGACGGGCGUCUUGUGGAAUCUUUCUUCGUGCGAGGAGCUGAAGCGAAUCAUUCUAGACGAGGCACUAUCCGUUUUGGUGGCCCAAGUAAUCAUCCCCCACUCUGGAUGGGACCGCAAAAAGCCGGGUCCCACCCAUUGGACGGCGCUGUUGCGGAACGGGUCCGGCAUCCUACGGAAUGUCAGCUCUGCGGGAAUCGAGGCCCGUCAGGCACUCCGACUCAAGGAUGGGGUAGUGGAGGCUCUGUUGUACCUAGUUCGAGGAGCCAUCGACCAGAACCACAUGGACAACAAGAGUGUGGAGAAUGUCAUUUGCGUUCUGCGCAACCUUUCCUAUCGAUGCGAAGAGGUGGUUAAUCCCAACUAUGACAAGCAGCCGCCGAAUGCGGGAGGUGCAGCGGGAGGCAGCGGAGGACAAACCAGGGCCACAGCUCAACACUCUGGUGAGAACCAAGGCUGCUUCGGAGCUAGCCGGAAGAAGAAAGACGGUAGCGGGGCAAGUGGGGCGUUGUUGCCAUCUCCUUCAUCACCCUCGACAAAUAGCGGCGCCAAUGCAACCGCCAACAGCGGCUCCAGCGGGAACUUGCCUCAAAGAUCUGAUCCGCCGAAAGGCAUGGAACUGUUGUGGCAACCAGAUAUCGUGCAGCCAUACCUGGCUCUGCUUUCCAAUUGCUCCAAUCCAGAGACGUUAGAAGCUGCGGCUGGUGCCAUUCAAAAUCUGGCCGCCUGUUACUGGCAACCGUCGAUCGACAUCCGCGCUGCCGUCCGCAAAGAGAAAGGACUGCCCGUUUUAGUGGAGCUGCUGCGAAUGGAAGUCGAUCGAGUCGUGUGCGCCGUGGCCACAGCCCUGCGAAAUUUGGCACUUGAUCAGCGCAACAAGGAGCUUAUAGGUAAAUACGCCAUGCGAGAUUUAGUUCAAAAGCUACCUUCUUCGACGCCUCCACCUGCCAACACCAAAAACCAGCAAGGGAUUCAGCAGCAACACGAUUUGGGCGGUGCCUCAGACGAAACCAUUGCCGCUGUUCUGGCCACUCUCAACGAAGUCAUAAAAAAGAACGCCGAAUUUGCCCGCUCGUUAUUGGACGAAAGUGGUGUCGACCGAUUGGUAUCCAUCACGCGGCAGAAGCAGCGCUACUCUUCGCGGGUUGUCAAAUUUGCUUCUCAAGUAUUGGCAGCCUUGUGGACACAUCAGGAGCUGCGCGAUGCCUACAAGAAAUCGGGAUGGAAGGAGUCGGACUUUGUGAGCCGGAACAGCAGCACUGUGUCUGGUAGCGGAAGCAACAGUGGUGGAGCAGGAGGAGGGAUGUCGGGCGGAGGCGGCGCUUCGUCUCCUAGUCAUUCGGCCGCCAACUCAACGUUGAAUAGGCCGAUGUCCAGUCAGGGAGGCACACGUUAUGAGGACAAAACCCUAUCGCUUCAGCGAUCCAACAAUGCUUCCGGUAUCUCCAACCCGAACAACAAUGGACAAGCCAACCGACAACAAUCUUAUCGGGCGGAUGAUGUCCCAUUGGCCGACAUGCAAUACGCAGAAGGAUCAACUCACGCCCCACCCACUGGAGGCGUGCGAAUAUUCCCACCUGGAACCAAACCCGGUGAGCCAGUGUACGCCCAAGUGAAUCGAGACAAAAAAAGGAGUCGACAGUACGAAGGUGGUUCCGGUCAGGAUAUGGGAUUGACCGGAACUUACGACGAGGCACCCUCUCUGUCUCGCCUCAACAUGGACCCUCACGGGCAGGGAGCCGGGGACUCAUGGGUCUGAGCACCUACUCUGCGUAUGUGGAAAUAAAAAAUGGACGAGUAGGCCUCCGGUGUCACUCAUUCGUUUCCCAGUUACACACACAACCAUCCGCUCACGUUUCCUUCGGUUGAAACAGUCGGAAAGUUAAUUCACGCCCCUCUUAUCUCUCUCGCGUGACGAAAAAAAAAAGUAAUCCAUGGAACACAUUUUUUCUCUCUCUCUCUCUCUCUCUUCUAUGGAAAACCAAUCGAGAAGAUACGGCGGCUAAUAAUAAUUAUUAUUGAUUGAAAUAAUUUUAUUUGUUUUUUUCCCUCUUCACUUUUUGUCGGCCCUCCAUAUUUUCCGCUCGGUCACAUGCAGAUACCAUAUAGACAUUUCUUUCUUUUUGUAGGUACAAGUUAUUUGUUCCAGCCCUCUUCUAUUUUAAGGUCAGAUAUUGUGCCUUUUUUCGACCCCAGCUCCAUUCCGCUCUUUCUUCUGUGGCAGGUUUCUUUUCUUUUUUUUUUAGUUGUUUCGGAUGUAAAGGUAUCUCUCAGUUCGGAUUCGUUCUUUCGUCUCCACACGAUUAUUAUAUCCCUCUUCCCUUUUUAUACAUAACAUUUUCGAUUGAACAAACCAAAUCAGACAAAAACAAACAAACGAGAAAUAAUUGAUUGGAACGAUUUUGGUGUACCGCCUGCUUUCACAUAGAUCAGAGGCGCUUCAGUUUUUUUUGUAUAAAAAAGAAGUAAACACUUAAAUCCCUUACUCAAAUUGAAAAAAAAAGGAGAAUUGAAAUGGCGAAAAAGUUGCGAUAAUUAUUUACCGUCUUCAUAAAAAACAAGUAAAUAUUAGAAACUACUACUAUGUGUUACCUCGCUUCCUCUUUCCACAGCUUUUCUGUGCACGACAUUCCACGAAAACACAAAAAGACACGUUCACCAACGCCAGCAGUCACUUGUACUUCUCUUCUACAUUGUUAAAAUUGGUCAACAACAAAAAUGUUUCUCUUAUUCCCAAAUGUCGGCAGGAUUCAAUCUCCCUUCCGUCAUUCUUCGUUCGUGAGACUGUUGUGUCUUUUUCUUUUUCCUUGUUUGAGCGCAUAGGAAGAAAGAAAAUGAUUUAUUGUCAUCAUUGCGCUUCCUAUCUUAUCAUCCUGUGUUUCAUCAAUUAUUUGUUUUUUUUUGUUUUUUUUUUGGUGUCGUGUUCAGAAAAAAAAACAUACCAAUGUGCAGGCCAAUACAUAGUUAAUGGUGUA
Messenger RNA from Daphnia pulicaria, 4937 nucleotides. It is a transcript of the gene p120ctn, whose product is annotated as armadillo repeat protein deleted in velo-cardio-facial syndrome homolog. Bases 551 to 3721 code for a protein of 1056 amino acids. Lineage: Eukaryota; Metazoa; Arthropoda; Branchiopoda; Diplostraca; Daphniidae. Gene Ontology annotation, molecular function: cadherin binding. Gene Ontology annotation, cellular component: nucleus; plasma membrane; cytoplasm. The transcript is spliced from 15 exons. Gene Ontology annotation, biological process: cell-cell junction assembly; cell-cell adhesion. The record is from RefSeq and is a predicted model, not a curated record.